AAUUUGCAUGUUGCAAAUACUUAUGUUUCAAUGUUAUAAUGCUUGAUCGCACUUGUGGUCCUUAUCAGCUGUUCGGUCUUAUAUAAGAAACAGGUAAGUAGCAAUUAGGUACCAACAUGGGUACAAAGACAUCUCUAUUUUGUGUGGGAAUUGCUUUGGGAGCUGAACUAGAGUUCCUAUAAUUAGUAAGCUGAACUAUCAUCGCAGGUUUGUCAUAUCUCCAUGGCAACCAUACAAAACCUGCUUCCUGAAGACGAGACUUUUGGAUUCUGUUCUGUCAUCUCUUACCGUUACACUAUUAAUUCUUUAUACAAUUUUUUUAUAAACUCAGCUGUGUAUAAAAGAAUUUUAACUUUUUCAGAGCGAUUGUAUGGCACAAAUGCUUGGAAAUACUAUAGGUAUGUCCAAAGAUAGAUAUAAAAAAAAUCAGAGAGUUUUGGAAUUUGCUGAAGGGAAACAGAUAGCUGCCAAGAAAUCUAGUCGGCCAACUCAAAACCUCUGCGAGUCUUCAAGUUCAGGUGUUACAUCAAGAAAAAUUAUUGUUCAUUCGAAUUAUGUGGUUUUUUAUCAUAUCCUUCAUUUCACACUCAGAUGUCGAGUGGACGAGCCAUUUUUCAGAACCCUUAAACUUUACAAAAUACAAUGAAGCCUAUAAACAAAAGUCUGCAAGAUCACAACGCAAUACUGCAAAGAAACGGAAAAAUAGUCACCAGAAGAGGGACAUGGCAUCAGCUUGGAGAGCCACAGUUCCUAUUACACCGCAGAUGAUCCGUAUUGUUGUUAAAGAAUUGCAAACAAGAAGAGCGUACAUUAGUUCUGCCCUGAUUGCCAGCCAUUUGCGACGCUGUUACCCUAUAGAUAGUGAUCCAAAAGCACUAAAGAAAGAGUUGAAUGAAAAGUUGAACUGUGCUGUGAGUGUUGGACUGAUUGCAAGGUGUGGAGAUGAUAAAUAUUCCAUACCUACACUACGCCAACAAGCAAGCUUGGACAAAACAGCUGUCACUGCUUUUUGGGAUACAUUUUACAGAAGUAGCGCACCAUCUGCUGUGGAUGAAUUCGUCAGUUUAGGUCUACCAAGAGUACGAACCCUCCAAAGAACUACCAUUACUCCGAAGUAUAAAGACAACAGUAGGAGUAACAGCUCUGCGGAUUUUAAUCAAAUCAGUAAUCAAAGACUAAAAUAAUGAAAACUAUAAAAAUAUCGUGACUUAAAAU
This is a messenger RNA of Diprion similis, 1215 nucleotides long. RefSeq lists its product as uncharacterized. The record is from RefSeq and is a predicted model, not a curated record. NCBI's taxonomy places the organism in Eukaryota, Metazoa, Arthropoda, Insecta, Hymenoptera, Diprionidae. Bases 555 to 1184 code for a protein of 209 amino acids. The transcript has 3 exons.